Molecule: messenger RNA, 3314 nt
Organism: Nasonia vitripennis (jewel wasp)
Lineage: Eukaryota; Metazoa; Arthropoda; Insecta; Hymenoptera; Pteromalidae
Exons: 2
Coding region: 222-1907 (561 amino acids)
Biological process (GO): proteolysis
Molecular function (GO): cysteine-type peptidase activity
Source: RefSeq, a predicted model, not a curated record
UAUGUUCGUCCAACUAUGCUACCUACAUCUCAUCUAUUAAGAAUGCACAACGAAUUAUCGCGAUUGGAAGUAAAGUAGUUGGAUCAAAGCGUAUUAAUUUUGGUCAAAGGGAUUCGUAUUAUGCAAGAGUGCACGUUGCAGUUGUUCAGUUCAACACGCAAUCCCUUUUAAGUAGAUUGAAUGAAAAUUAUGGAUAUCAUCCUUCAAGUGCUAUCACAGAAAUGGAAGAAGCAGCCAAGAAAAAAAUUGAGAAAACAAAAACUUUAAGAAUGCUAAAAGGAAGACGAAGAAGAAGAUAUCUUGACAGUGGAAAAGAAGAUUAUGGAGAAGGUGCUAAUCGUCCAGAUAUUAGCCCAGAAUCAUAUGAAAUUUUAGUUCAACAACACUUGGAAAAACUUAGGAAGGAUCAAACUAAUCGAGUCGAAAUUGAACGAGCAAUAGUCAAUCAAAGUGAAUGCGACUUAUGGUAUCAGAAAAGAAGGGAAUUGUUGACAGCUUCAAAUUUUGGUAAGAUUUGUCGAAAAAGAAACAGUACUUCCUCUUCUGCAAUUGUCAAAAGCAUCCUUUAUCCACCAGUUUUGAAUCUUCUAGCAUUAGCAUAUGGAGUUGAAAAUGAAGCUAGCGCACGGAAUGUGGUCCAAAAAAUUAAAACAAGAUAUACAACUCGCUGGUUACUUAUUGAUGAAGAUGACGAAUAUUUAGGAGCAUCCGUAGACGGCUUCAUAGGCAAUGACGGUAGUGUAGAAAUAAAAAAUCCCCUUUCUGCAGCCAAUUUGACAAUACACCAGGCUCUGAAACGCAAAAAACAUCUAAGAAGAAUUUUCAGUAAAGAAGAUAUUAAUAAAAUGAAUACAUCUCAUCAGUAUUAUUAUCAAGUUCAAGAUCAGUUACAUGUAAGUAGAAAAGAUUAUUGCAUAUUUGCUCUAUGCCCAAAAAUUGACAUCAAAUACAUUAGAGUUGAACGCAAUGAUGACUUUUGGCAGAAGAGGAUGGCUGAACCAUUAAGGAGAUUUUAUUUUGACUGCUUACUUCCUGAAUUAUUGGAUAGUCACUAUAAUCGUAACAUGGCCCUUCGUGAGCCAGAUUACGUUGUCGAAGCACAUAGAGAACAGCAGCGCAAAGCUGCAGAAAAGGCAGCAAAGACGAAAAGGAAAGUUACAAUUCAAAGCAAGACGAAGGAAAAACGUUCCAGGACAUCAGUUAUUAACAUAGCCGAUAAUGUUGCUAAUAAUGAUACCAAAGACAUGUCAUCUUUAACAGAGACAGCUGAACAUCAAUGUGAUGCAUCUGUUCCUAUUGAAAGUAAUGGUUCAUCGAUUGAAGAUCAAAGAAGUAUUUUAGCUGUACUGUACGUAAAUAUCAAUAUGGAUCAGGUGUACAGCAACAUUUUGGAUAUAGAAAGUCUUCUGAAUGACGAUAGCAUAGAAUCGUUUUUUCAAUUAGUGCAAAAGAAAGAAUCAAACUAUGAAAUUCAUCCAACUAUUUACUUUCAGUUUUAUGAUCUUCUUCCGGAACAAUUUUUAGGAUUCCAUGGAAAAAUUCAUGUGCAGAUCAUUGGUGGUCACCCUGAUUUUGAGCACUGGAUUUGCAUGCGAUAUAAUGGUAAAUAUUUACAGAUUUUCGACAGUAUCAAUCGAACACAUAUGUCACAGUUACACGCUGUGGAAAAAGCUUAUUUCAAUCAUCGUUACCCUCAAUUAAAAUGGGAAAAUGUUCGUUUUGCUAAAGUAACACAACAGCCAGAUGGGGUGAGUUGCGGUGUAUAUUCAUUAGCUUUUAUGACAGACAUCAUAUUGAAGAAGGACGUCACGAAAAUUAAAUAUUCUCAAAAUGCAAUAGUUAUGAGAAAUCAUGCAGUGGCCAUACUUAAACAACAAGAUCUCAUAAGUUUUCCCUAUCGCAGGUAGAUAUCAAUAGGCAAAGCCACAUUCUUUUCGCACGUAGGAGAAAUAUGCAAAGCACAGUACUUUAGCGUAUAGACAAAAUACUUAUAACUGCUUCGUUUUGUUCCAUGUAGGCGAAAUAUGCAACAUGCGUUUACUCCUGCUUAUAGACAAACUACGCAUAGCUGUUUGAUUUUUUUUUUUCGUACAUACGCGAAAUGUGCAAAAAGGAUUUACUGCAAUGCGUAUAGGCGAAAUACGCAAAACCGCAUCCUUUUUGUAUAUACAGACGAAAUAUGCAAAACGGAUUUACUGUACAGCGUAUAGGCGAAAUACGCCGUCCUUUUUGUAUAUAUGCGUAAUAUGCAAAAGGGCUUUACUGCAAUGCGUAUAGGCGAAAUACACAAAACCGCGUCCUUUUUGUAUAUAUAGGCGAAAUAUGCAAAACGAAUUUACUGUACAGCGUAUAGACGAAAUACGCAAGCCUCGUCCUUUUUGUAUAUAUACGCGAAAUGUGCAAAAAGGCUUUACUGCACUGCGUAUAGGCGAAAUACGCAAAAUCGCGUCCUUUUUGUAUAUGCAAGAAUGUACUUCAAAAAAAUAUCCGUACUAUGAUUUCGAUCUAUUUUUUCGUCAGCUUUCCUAUGGUGUGGUGAGAUGUUAAAAAUUUCCACGUUAAAUUUUUUAAAAAACAACAAAAGGAAUAAGUAUUUUUUUUCGAGAUGACAGUUUUUUGGAAUUUUUGAAAUAAUGCGCGUUGAAUGAAAGCGCGGUCUUGCACUUUCUCCGAUCUGAGAGUCGAGAAGCACAGGUUUGCGCGCAAACUCUCCAUCAGGUAUAUGUUUCGGCGCAGCGUUGUUAUCAGCGCAACUCGAAGCCGAUGCGGUUCGGUCUUUCAGCUCAUUAGCCCAGAGUGCUGAAUUCGGUAAGUACUAGGCCUUGCCAACCAAAAAAUAUAUGGAGAGAGAGCAUAGAUAUAAAGAAGAAUAAGAACGGUACAGGCGCCCUUAUGCCGUUACCAUGUAAUUUCUAUGCUUUUCAGAGCAGUCCCUAACCUCAAUGUGCAUUUCAGAACAACGCUCACCGUUUGAAGAAAUGAUCAAUAAAUCAAUGCAUAGCAUUUUUAUAUCAUUAUUUGACAAAUUGAAAACCAAUCUUUUAUGCAUUAUAGACCAAGAUUCAGAAGUUAUAAGCCACAAGAUGAGUCGUUAAAAAAAAAUUGCUCUGGAAGAUGGUAGGCGAAACCAGUCAUUGAAGAAUUGGGCAUUAGUAAUCUUGCAUCUCAAAAGCCUGAUUAUGACCUGAAACAACAUGCGUAGCAAAAAAGUUCGACAAAGUUACGAGAAAAACUCAAACAGCCAUAGCCGAACUGCUCAUGGAUAGAUUGAAAGCCGAACAAGAUGUAGCUGUUAAUAUUGGAAGUGAACUUUC